UAUCUGUGCAAGCACACUGAGUGCUCUAUAAAAGAUUUCACCUUCAGUUGUCUUUAAUGACGGCACUUUUUUGUCUUUUUCAAAGCAGUGCGUGACAUCAGGUAUUUAGCUUCUCAACAGGUAGAGACUUGAACGUUCAGGCAGAGGAAGUGCUUAGCCUUCAAGUCCGAGCAGCUUUAAAAAGCUCUGCUUUGGGAGAACAGACGUUCAAAGGUGUGGUGUCUACACAUGUUAGGAAUCGGUUUGGACCAGGGAUCUUUAAAAUAUUGCAAACUACACAAAUAUGGACAACACAAACAACACGGACAUCAACUGUCAGGAGAACAUAGAAAAUAACCGAGCGCUGUAUAUUUUCUACUCUUCUGUGAUAGUUCUGGAGUUUAUCUUGGGUUUCCUGCUGAACAUUACAGUUAUCCAUCUCUUCAUCUUCAAGCUCAAGUUCUGGAAAUCUAAAACCAUUGACAUUUUCCUGUUCAAUCUGGUCCUGGCUGACAUUUUGUUGCUGAUUGGAUUGCCUGUAAAGGCGUAUAACUUUCAGCAAUGCAGUGAAAAUAAGGUAGUGUGCAAAGUACAGCUCUUUCUGCAGUUUCUUAACCGGGGAGCCAGCAUCGCCUUCCUGACGGUCAUCUCCAUUUACCGAUAUUUUAGCGUAGUCCAUCCUGGGAAGAGGAAAGUCAUAAGGAUUUUGAAACAUUCGCCUCAGAUUUCUAUAUUUAUCUGGGUGAUACUGGGAAUUUUGACGAUUCCAGCCAUGUUGCAAAGUUUUAUCAGAUGCGACAGCAAUGAACAUGAUGAGGAACCCAAUUCUGUCAUUGUACUGAGGGAAAUUGUGUUUUUUACCCAGAUUCUGAUCCCCUUUUUUGUUCUUGUGUACUGCUCAAUACGGAUUAUCAAAAGACUCAAACAGAAGUCGGUGGGCGACAAGACUAAGCUCCGGAGAGCGAUGUUCCUCGUCACUUCUGUGGUUCUUGUCUUUGCUGUCUGCUUCUUGCCGUAUGCCAUUACAAGAGCAAUACAGCUGAAGAGGGAUGGGCAUGUGAUGAAAGAUGAAAAAGAUACUGUUGUUAAAGUGUACGAUGGGCUUAUUUGUCUCUCUUAUCUGAACUGUCUGCUGGAUCCAAUCCUUUACUGCCUGAGCAGCAGUACAUUUAAGAAGUUAUACAUGUCAAUCUAUCUCCCCUUUCUGCUGGAGAAGGAACAACCAGAAAAUUCAGACGACACUGCAGAUGAGUGAACGAAGCAUGCCAGCUGAAAAAGAAGAUUCUUUGAAAAGACUAUUGAGGGAAAUUCAGUGAAUUAUUUGCAGUUGUUAUGUGUUUAAUACAUUUUGAAUAGUUGACAUAUCAUGUCCAAGACUUGCUUAUUUUUGAAAUGUUUUUUUUUUUUUUUAAACCAAAGUCUGGAUUUUAGCUGUGACCAUUUUAAACAACCCCUUUGCCUUCACUAGUUCAUUUUUAAUGUUCAAAUGGUCCUGCGGUGUGAGUUUUAAAUGCAGAAAUAGUCCAUGUAUUUUGCUUAUGACCUCAUAUUACUUUACUAUUUAACAAUAAAUAAAAUAUGAGGUCACAGAUGCUGAAUGCAUAAUAAUGACAAAACAAUUAGCCAUAUCCUGUUUAAAAUAGUUUUAAAUGAAGUAGCAUGUCACACUGAAGCAUCUCCAAUUUAAUAUUUUAACAGCCUAAUCUUCUGUUUACAUUACGUGUCUUGCACAUAUUGGACAUUCUGGUGUGAGUGAUGUAGAUUUGUAAAUGAGUCACAGACAGUUGUCUGGUUUCUCUAUAACUGGAAAGUUAUGAUACAAGAGACUUCUCUGUCAGGCACAGAGGAAGAAUUUAUGUUUUAGAUUUUAUGUUUUAUUUGCAUUUCAUGUUACUAUAAUUUUUUUGCAUGUAUUAUUAUUAUUGUUUUGAUUAUUGAUAUAUAGAGAAUAUAGUGAAUUUUAUUACAACGCUAAUGUAAAUGUACAUUUUUCAAAAGACCAUAAAGAUAAAGGACUUCUUGAUUCCUACCAUUGCUGUUA
This is a messenger RNA of Ctenopharyngodon idella (grass carp), 2020 nucleotides long. It is a transcript of the gene gpr31, whose product is annotated as G protein-coupled receptor 31. Gene Ontology annotation, biological process: G protein-coupled receptor signaling pathway. Gene Ontology annotation, cellular component: membrane. Lineage: Eukaryota; Metazoa; Chordata; Actinopteri; Cypriniformes; Xenocyprididae. The record is from RefSeq and is a predicted model, not a curated record. The transcript has a single exon. The coding region runs from base 284 to 1234 and encodes 316 amino acids. Gene Ontology annotation, molecular function: G protein-coupled receptor activity.